CACAUCCUGUCGCGUGCAACAGCUUUGCCGCGAAAAACUGAGGAAAACAGAGCCAGUCUGUAAAUGUGAUAAAAACUGGCCUGGAUAUAAAGUAACAAAAUGGCUGCUCAGACCUACAUUGCCAUCUCAGAGCUGCACCCAAACGUCUCCCAUCCGAAACUGGCAGGCAUCAUUAUUGGGAAAUCUGAUGUCAAAAGCUUUCCUGACAGAAAAAAUAUUGGUGUAGACAGAUUCACAUUUGGCUUCACCGUAAAGGACUCACCUGACUUCUUUAUUAAUGUGACAGCCUGGGGAAACGAUGGAUACAUCAACGGGCUCUCCAGCAGCUUCAGCAUUGGAGACUGUGUCGUCAUUGAAAAUCCUUUAGUUUCCAACAAAGACCCAGAGAAAGGGGACAGAUUCUGUCCCACAACACCAAGCCUCUACAGGCUGCUGGUGACGGAGGCUCAUUCCCAGGUGACUCUAUGUGCUGACAUAGACACAAUGGACAGGCUGCUGCCACUGAUCCACCUGCCAGUGAAGGACUCCGCAGAUUUCUACUCUCUGGGAGACAUUGUGGCCAACGGGCAGAGGCUGGAUGGCACUGUGAUAAAUGUACUGGCUGCAGUGAAGUCGAUUGGAGAGCUGAAGCAGUUUACCACUUCAGACGGACGCAAAGGGCAGAGGCUGGAAGUGAAGCUCUUUGAUGACUCGGUCUCGUCCUUCCCUCUCGUGUGCUGGGACAGAGAGGCCAUUCAGCUCGUGCAAACUUUGAUACCCAAGGAGGCGGUGCUCUUCAUAGCUGAUGCAAAGAUUAGCUUUGACAGCUUUCGCAACGGCAUGGCAGCAACCGUUAACUCGAAAACCAUUAUCACUGUCAAUCCUGACACCAGAGAGGCCAGCCUGCUGUUCAGCUACGCUAAAGAAGUAUCUGAGUCCGGGAUUCUGGACCAAGAUGAGAAGCCAGAAGAUGUGAGUGUGGAUUCUAUCACUGACGUGUACACAGUGAGCCAGCUGAAGCAGAAGGCCCAGGAGAGUCCAGAGGCUUUCUUCGGCAUCACAUACAGCUUCAUCUCCAAGCUCGACCUCGACUCUUCUGUUUCAAAGGUUAUCAGGACACGGUGCUCCAGGUGUAAGUUUCAGGCGACUGAGGACACACAGAGCUGUACCAACCAGCUGUGUCCAGGGCGGGAUCAGGCCUUUUCAGGCACCACAGGCUUUGAUCUGCUGGUGGACUUCACGGACCACACCGGCACCCUGCAUACCUGCACCCUCAGGAGCCCAGUGGCAGAAAACAUACUCGGCUGCACGACAGAGGAAUUUACCAGUUUGACUGAUGACCAGAGGACUGCAAUGAAGUGGAAAUUUCUUUUGGAAAGAUGCAAAAUAUAUGUGAAGAUACUCCCUUCCACUCUAAAGAGGACUGGGGCCAGGGGGAUGGUCCUGGCCUGCUCACUGGCUGACCCAGGAGAGGUGAAACAGCACAUGUCCGCCCUGCUGCAGCGGCUGUGAUCACAAUGAUAUUGCAGUUGGCUGCUGUACCUGCUGUGUGGUACUGCUCUGACUGAUCUAUUAACAAGGAUAAUAGUCAUUUAUACAUGUGGGUUUGGUGAAUAGACACAUUCUCUGCAUUAUUAUUAUUAUUUAUUUAUUUAUUUAUUUAACUUAUUUAUUGAAAUAU
Molecule: messenger RNA, 1660 nt
Organism: Morone saxatilis (striped sea-bass)
Lineage: Eukaryota; Metazoa; Chordata; Actinopteri; Moronidae
Gene: meiob
Product: meiosis specific with OB-fold
Exons: 14
Coding region: 100-1491 (463 amino acids)
Biological process (GO): resolution of meiotic recombination intermediates
Molecular function (GO): single-stranded DNA binding; single-stranded DNA 3'-5' DNA exonuclease activity
Source: RefSeq, a predicted model, not a curated record